Messenger RNA from Hipposideros armiger (great roundleaf bat), 2946 nucleotides. It is a transcript of the gene CEP89, whose product is annotated as centrosomal protein 89. NCBI's taxonomy places the organism in Eukaryota, Metazoa, Chordata, Mammalia, Chiroptera, Hipposideridae. Gene Ontology annotation, biological process: cilium assembly; mitochondrion organization; chemical synaptic transmission. The transcript has 19 exons. The record is from RefSeq and is a predicted model, not a curated record. The coding region runs from base 1070 to 2914 and encodes 614 amino acids. Gene Ontology annotation, cellular component: centriole; ciliary transition fiber.
UGGAAGACCUGUCCAUCUCUCGCUCCUGAGGGGUGCCCCAAACCCUGGCUCUUUCCCUUGGUUGCUCCUCCUUUCUGUCCCCUGUAUCUUAUGCCUACCACUGCCUGAUUAGUCUUUCCAGGGGCCAGUUUCAGGGGGUGCUCCAUAAUAGGACACAGGAUCUCUUUCGUCUGGUAUCAAAACUCUUAAAUGGAAACAAUCUUCUCUGUUACCCCAUCCCAUUGUUCUAGCCUCUCCCUCCCAGGUGCCUCUGUGUUACAGCAAACUGGAGAGACUUGUUAUUUCCAGAGCACUACCACUAGUGUCUUGGUUCAUUCCUUUGUUCAUGGUGUUCCCUCUUCCUACAAUGCUUUUCCAUCACAUUUCCCAAACGUGAGAGCAGUAGCCAUCUUUGAAGACCCCGUCUGAAUGCCUCUGUGAUUUUUCUCCAAGGAGACACUGGAGACACUAGACCUGAAAGACCCCGUUCUCUCCCUGGGCCACCUCAGCACUUUGUCUUUACCUCUUGCUUGGCACGUUCCGUAAUUCUGUGCUCUAGAAGAAGUGGGUGUUUUUCCUCUGUACUUUCCCUCUUUGAGGAUGAGGACGAGGUUUCUUCAUUGCUGUCGUGGUGUUUGGCCUCUAGUACGUGUGAAUGAAUGGCUGGUGCACAGAAAAUGAUUGGGCUACACUCAGGAAACUUCCGAGAGGCUCCCAGCCCCUACCAGGUGUUGGACAAUGUGCUAAGUGCUAGAGUCCAGGGUAGAUAAAGACGAGAAGGUAGCCUGCUCUCAGGAGGCUUCAAUUCUGCAAGGAGGUGGCAAAAACACAUCAUCCAUGGCCUUCUCCCUGCAGCCAGCAUCGCACCAAAGCCAGCUGUGCCCCGGACACCUCCUCCCCGCAGCCCUAACCCCUCUCCAGAGAGACCAAGGUGAGUCUCAGAUCUGCUCUGGCUGCAGUCAUUCUAGCAACGACAUUGACUGGCCGAACCGUUGCCAUUCCUCAGCCUCGUCGGAGAUCCCGGUCUGAGAGUGACACGACUUACGUUGAGAAGGACAGUUUCAUCGAGCCCUAUGCCACCACCUCAGAGAUGAGGCAUCAACUAAAUUGGCAGAGCGAGAUGGAAAAAAGAGCUUCUUUGCCAUCCUUUGAAAUGCUGGGCUACGGAGAGGAAGAGGACACUGACUCUCACCUGUCCUCCAGCUGCAAGGAGUCAGGGGACGUCAGUGCCUGCAAAGAAGACGGAGGCAUUGGUGAUGCUGUAUAUGCCGUGCCACACAGAAAUCAGGUUCCAUUGUCACAUGGGGUGGACAGUGAAGAUGAGGAAAAUAUUUCUGAGCAAGAUGGGUUUCCGGACUCCCCUCUUAUGCCACAGUGUACGCAAGAAAAAGAUGGUAAAUAUUCUGUUCUGAAUUUGAAGGAUGAAAAACCACCAUUAUGUGAAAAACCUCCACCAACCCCAGGUAUAACUGGCAAAACACGUCAACGAUAUACAGAAAUAACCAAACAAAAUUUGGAGGAAUUAAAAGAAGAAAAUUUGCAUCUGAACAGUACAAACCAGACCCUUACUCUUGAACUUAACAUAGUCAAACGAGCAAUGAAGGAACUACAAUUAAAAUUUAAGAGAACAGAAAAAGAAAAUAGAAAGCUGAAAGAGGCUGAGAAAGCACCCUCUCAGGAAGUUGCUGCACCUGAAUUACUUUAUCUAAGAAAACAAGCUCAAGAACUGGUGGAUGAAAAUGACAGGUUGAAAACGACUAUCCAUCGUCUGAAUGUAGAACUGAGUAGAUAUCAAACAAAAUUCAGGCAUUUAUCCAAGGAAGAGAGUAUAAAUAUCGAAGGCCUCCCAUCAAAUGGCCCUAUACCACCCUGGUUGUUGGAUGUAAAGUACCUGUCACCCUUGUUGCUGGCUUAUGAAGACAGAAUGAAAGAGAAGGACGAACUCAUUGCCACUCUUCAGGAGGAAAUGAGAAUAUUCAGGAUGCGAGUCCAAGAAGUGGUGAAAGAAAAUGAAGAAUUGCACCAGCAGUUGAAUAAGAGUAGUCCUAUUACCAAUGAGGAAUGGCAUCAGCUUCAGACUCAGGCAGAACUGGUUUUAGAGGAAAACAGGUUGUUGAUAGAGCAGUUGGAGAUUCAGCAAAGAAAAGCCAAGGACACCCACCAGGCGCGUCUCCAAGAAGUUUCUAAACUGACUAAGCAGCUAAUGCUUCUGGAGACAAAAACACAGAGCCAGGAAAAGGAGCUAACUGCAAACAAGGAGCAGUUGGAAGGUUUACGUACCGAAUGCCAAGAACUAAAAACACAAUUGGAUGGCAAGAUCGCAGUGAACGUUCAUGCUUCAAUUGUAAAUGAAUUACAAAGCCGGUUGCAGAAGGAAGAAGAGAAAGAAAGUGCUGAGAUGGAAGAGUUGAUAGAAAAGUUGGCGGUCCUGCAAGUGCAGAGAAAGAGCCUGCUGGCUGAGAAGAACAACCUGACAGCCAGAAACAAAGCUCUGGAAGCUGAACUCAAAAGGGCACAGAAAAUAAAUAGGAGAUCUCAAAAGAAAAUUGAUGUCCUCAAAAAGGAAGUGGAAAAAGCCAUGAAGGAUGAAAUAUCUGCUCACCAGUACCUGGCAAAUCUUGUUGACUUGGCAGAGAAUAUAACCCAGGAACGUGACAACCUUAUGUAUUUGGCCAAAUGUUUAGAAAGUGAGAAACAUGGAGCUCUCGACAAAAUCGUAGAGAGCAACAUUCGUUUGGGAAGGUUAGAGGAAAAAGUUAAGGGGUACAAGAAGCAGUCAGCACUGAAGCUGGGUGACGCUAUUCACCGUCUGACAGAACAGCAGGAGGACUUCGCUAGCAAGACAGCUCAGUACCAGCAGGAGAUGAGGUAUCUCCAUCGGAUGCUGCAGGACAAGCAGGAUAUCCUGGACGAGGCCCUACAGCAGAAAAGGUAAGGCUGCCCCCAGCCCCUUAUCAUGUCUGUUUU